GCAAAGUACGACAGAAGCUCUCAGUUUGAAAUUAAGAUGAGAUUACGUGUUGUCGUACAACAAAUUAUUUUGACACCAUUCUGUCUUCCUUCUACUCUGGUUACAGAGCCAAUUAUAUCCCUAAACUCAUGGGAAAAAGAAAUGUUUUUGUAAUUGGAAGCUAUUAUGGAAGAGGAUUUAAGUCUAUCUCAUAGCUGCACACCACCCGAACCACCAGUUCGAUCUUCCAGCACUAUGCAUCGACAUCCCUUGAAGGUUGCACCCAAAAAGCCACUCCCAGAUCUGCCAAAGAAAUCAGGAAGAAGCAGAAUUAGAUUAUUCAGGUUACCUAAGCUGACUAGUGAUCCGAAAAUUUCUUCUCCGUUAUGUGUUAGUCAUGAACUACACGUGGUCUACGAUGAAAAUACCGGAGAAUUCAGAGGAAUGCCUGAGGAGUGGUUGGAAUGGUUACAUGCCGCCAAUAUAUCAUUUCAAGAGCGUGAGCAAAACCCAGAGCUCGUUAUCGAAGUUUUGCAGUGUUACGAUACGGCUAAACAUCGGGCUAGGAGACAAAAGUUUAUUAUGACGGAAGAACAUUGCUGGGAAAAUUUUGAAAAUACCACUUCAUGCGUAUGCCAUCAGUUCAUAAAUAAUGAAGUUUCUGCUAAUCAUAGAUGUAGAAACUUUCAACAUAAUUCAACUGAUUCAACUUCUUCAAAUGCAAUAUCUGGGGAUUCACCAUGUUCUGAUCUUUCUAUUCCUAAUUCAUGUCAAUUUUCUUGUACGUCAACAACAAAAGAUAUUCCACCAACAGCACCACGACGACCACCACCUGUUCCACCUCAUUAUUCCGUUACUCAUCGACAGGAUGGAGACAAGAAUUUAGAAAUAGAUAAAAAUAAUAAUGAAGUUCUAACUACUGAACGAACAAAAUCUGACUCGUAUUUGGAACAGAAAUCGCUAUCUGGAAAUGAUAUUUGUUUUGUCGAUGCUAAUGUAGAUUCGGAACAUGAAUCAAUAUCCUUUCAGAUUUUAAAUCUUCACCACCGUUUUAAGGCUUCAAAUGAAUGUAUUGACUGUGAAUCCAUCCGCAGUUAUUCCAAUAUAUUUUAUAGCUCACUGCCAUUAGAUGAAAUAAAAGAGCCAGAAAAACUAGAUCGAAAGGAAUCAGCUUUUCAAGUCAUUGAUCAUGCUAAUGACAAUGAUGAAAAAUCUGAUAAGAAAAGUACAUGUGAAACAGAUUUGUGCACAGAGCAGACAUUCAAUAAUGCUUUGCUUGGAAGUAGUCUUGAUGAAACGAGUAGAUUCAUAAUCGAGGAGGAGCCUUACGGUGUGGAAGAAAUCGACGUUUACGAAUCAGAAAAAGUGUCUGAUAUUAUAUCUACUAAUAGGACAUGUCAGCCUGUCACUGAGAUGGAGAUUAGUUCACAAAAUCAUUUAUCUUUAAUAAGUUCAACUAAUUGGCAAAUAUUUUGUUGUAUUAGCGAAGCGGCAUUUACGUCAAAUAUCACAGAUUCAUCAUCAACUGGUCUGCAGAUUUGCUUGGCUCAACCAGAAUUGGAUGAAGAUACUCAUCUAACUGAAUCAAUACAAGCUGAUCAAAACGCGUCACAUACUCCCGAAGCUACCCAAAAGCCUAUAUUUCCUGAUAACAGUUCAAAUGUUUCACAAUCAACUUCAUCCAUUGAACUGAAAAGCAUAUCUGAAAUGUUAUCAAAUGACGAAAACAUAACCACUACCUCUGAACUCCAAACGGAAUCAGUUGGUCCACAAAGAGGCCGUACUAUUACAAGAUGCAAUGUUAUUCAAAGUAGAACAAAGCGCUCUGCAGUUCACUCAGGAAGACAGUCAGCAGCGAGCUUGAAGAACUCUCCUAAACUUCUGGCUAUCAACAAAAAUCUGGAACCCUCAAUUACUCCCAGUGACACAAGCUUUCCAGAUGAUGGGACCGAGUUUCAAAACCCUAAUCCCCCAGUUUGUCUAGUUUCUCGGCAUUCCCCAAGUUGUCGUAGCAGAAUUCGUAUGCGUGAUGAACAAAUUAUUGCUAGGUUAAGGACAAUUGUUAGUCGGGGUAAACCGUCAGAGAAAUAUGAAACCCUUGGACGUAUUGGUCAUGGAGCUUCGGGUGUUGUUUAUAUCGGUCGAGAACUUCAGUCUGGAUGUCGUGUAGCUAUUAAACAGAUGAGUCUACGACAACAACCUAGAAAAGAAUUAAUCCUCAACGAAAUUUUGGUUAUGAGAACAUAUCGAAAUCCAAAUGUAGUCAAUUACUUAGAUAGUUAUUUACUAGGAGAUGAAUUAUGGGUCGUGAUGGAAUAUUUAGAUGGUGGUUCAUUAACUGAUGUCAUUACAGAAACAUGUAUGAAUGAAUCACAUAUUGCUACAGUUUGUCGUGAAACUUUACAAGCUUUAAAAUUUUUGCAUAGCAAACAUGUAAUACAUCGUGAUAUAAAGUCUGAUAAUAUACUCUUAGGACUAGAUGGUUCUGUAAAAUUAACAGAUUUUGGAUUUUGUGCACAAUUAUCUGCUAAAAAUGAUGAUUUUAAACGAACUACAAUGGUUGGUACACCUUAUUGGAUGGCACCUGAAGUAGUAAGCAGAAAACAAUAUGGUCAUAAAAUUGAUAUUUGGUCAUUAGGUAUAAUGACAUUAGAAAUGCUAGAAGGUGAACCACCUUAUUUAAGUGAAAAUCCUUUAAAAGCAUUAUAUUUAAUAGCAACUAAUGGUAAACCAAAUUUUCGUAAAGAUAAUCUUAGUCCAGAAUUAUUAAACUUUCUUGACAGAUGUUUAGAAGUGGAUGCUCAAUCUCGUGCUAAUGCAUCUGAACUAAUUGAACACCCGUUCAUACAACAGAAUGCUCGCCCAGUGAUAACUUUGAUUCCACUCAUCUUAUUAGCACAAGAACAAGCUCGUUCUGUUACAGAAUCAUAAAUCUUUGAGCCUAUUAAAUUGUGUAAAUCUAUAAUUCUGGUUCGACGUUUGUGUAUAAAAAAAAGGGUUACAGAAUACUCAACCGUAUUUAAAAAAACACCACUGCUUGUACGUAUAGAUUGCAUUUUCAGUUCUAAAUAAUAUGUUCAAGAAAUUUUCUCACUUUAUCAGUGAUAUCACUGCUCCCAUUAUUUUACAUUUCAGUUAUUGUAAAGAUUGAUUUCUGUUUUGCUUCAUACUUUCUUAUAAUGCCAAUAAUAAACGAGCUGCGCUUCUACUAUUUUUUGUUCAGUAUCUUAUACGCUAUAUUGCUAGAGUUCCUCGAUUUAUUUGUUUGAUUAUACGAAAAGAUGAUGAUGAACACUGGAUUUUUAUAUUGUAUAUUUGACUGUUGUUACAUUACUGCUUUUGUGAUCAAUCUAAACAAAAACAAAAAACACUUAUAACCGAUUAUCAUAUUUUUUUAAUAUGAAAACAAACGUUUUUUUUCUUAAAUAUUACCUUGCACUAACAUCACUUAUUUAACUGUAAAAGAAAGAAUGAAUUAAAACAAAAAUUGCCUUAUAAAGACACAUUUAUUUACUCAAAUUAAUUUUAUAAGGUGGACUUUUAUUCAUUAGACAACUAUUUAGUUAUUCCUUUGAAUUUUGUUAUUUUAAUUCAUGCUUCCCUCUGUGUAAUUUCAUUUGGAAACUUACAUCGAUGUCUAUGUCUUGUAUACAGACAAAAAUAUAUUAAGUUAAAUUUAGCAUAAUACAAAAAAACUGAAUGAUAGUUGCCAGAAGUAACCAUUAUAUUUAUCAUUUUAUUAUUAUUAUUCAUUCCAAACAGAAUAAUUAUUUCCAUAUAAUUUAAAAAGAUUUCAUUGUAUAAUCGAAAUUGAUUUUAUCAGUUUCUGAAUACACGUUACAUAAACUACUAUUAUUAUUGUGUCAUUAAUAGUAACAAUUGUAUUCUAUUUUUUUUUGCCAAUUAAAAUUCUCGCUUAGUGACUAUUCGUUAUAAUCAUGUUUCAUAUAUGAUAGACAAUUUGUACAGUAUUAUUUUCAUUUCUAUGAAAUCAUUAGAAUGGGGAAAACAACUCUUAAUUUAUUC
Schistosoma margrebowiei is the source of this 4005-nucleotide messenger RNA. NCBI's taxonomy places the organism in Eukaryota, Metazoa, Platyhelminthes, Trematoda, Strigeidida, Schistosomatidae. The record is from the annotation of a GenBank genome assembly.